CUGUUGUGGUUCAUUUGUUGACCUGCCAAAGGCUUUUGAUGAUGUUAACCACAGUGAUCUUCUCAAACUGCAACACUAUUGAGUCAGAGGUCACUCCCCCUCAAUUCCUGAAAUCUUACCUCGGUGACAGGCUCCAGUAUGUUUCUGUGAAAGGCGCUACUUCUCUCACCCAUCCAACUAACAUUGGGUGUUCCUCAGGGUAGUUAGUAUACUUGGUCCAUUCCUCUUUUUCAUUUACAUUAAUGACCUUCCAAAUGCCACUCAACACCUCAAGCCAGUUUUGUUUGGUGAUGACACAACCUUCAUUUUCUCUAACCCACUUAUUCUAAAUAACAUUGUGAAUACUGAACUAAAAGUCCAUCGGUGGCAAACUGCUAACAAACUCGCCCUUAACGUUGAUAGGAACAUGAGGUCCUGUGAUGUGUAGAUUUGUGAAAAUUACGUGAUGUGUAGAUGGGUGAAACUGCUGUUGUGUGGUGUGAAUGUCCACUUGCUACUGUGAACAUUAUUACCAGCAUUGUGUUCACUGAUAUCUGAACCUUGUACAUAGUCUUUAUUGCAGUUAGGGUUUUCUAUGACACGUUAAUUGCACAAUACAGUAAUGUUAUUUAUUUUGUCAUUAAGUAUUGCUGUGAGCACAAGCUGCAUAGUGGUACUGUGAGCUGCAGCAUGUGCUAUCCGCAGUCACUUGCUCAGUAAUGAGGCCCUCACAUCUAGGGAGGGGGUGCCCACAAUUUUUUAUUAUUUAAAUUGGUGUCUGUUUACUGGAGGCCUGAGGAAGCAAAUAUGAGCCCCUGUGUAUGCGUGGGACUUUUAAAUCUCACGUGGUACAUAAAAUCAUCCCUUUAUGACUGAUGUAGUGUGGUCAGAUAUGGUGUGACCAUCCCUGUACGAGUUAUGCAGUAGAAGGGUUAAAAUGAAUGAUUUCAAGCUCAUUCCAAGUGUACAAUACAGUAGAGGUGGUUGACAUCAGCUCAAUAUCAAAAUGCAGAGAAGACGAAGGUGGACGUCAUGACAGCCCUCCACAACUAUCGAGGACUAUCACCAAAGCUUGACAAGUUUGUCUUUAAUGAUGGCACCGAUCGAGAGUUGUUGAACCUAGAUGGGACGAUCCCAGUCCGUUACAAAGUAUUCCGCAGUGGCACUUCACGCUACUUACUGUGUCUUGAAGGCACGAUACCUGUUACGUAUAAAGGUGCAGUUUACAACAUUCCAAUCUGCAUAUGGCUGUUGGACAACCAUCCCUUUUCCUCUCCCAUGGUAUAUGUCAAGCCAACUCCAGACAUGCUCAUCAAGGCCUCUCGUCAUGUCGACCAGAACGGGAAAGUGUAUCUUCCCUAUUUACACGAAUGGAACUUGAAUUCAUCAGAUUUGCCGGGUCUUAUCCAGAUUAUGAUCAUAACAUUCAGUGAAAUGCCACCAGUAUACUCCAAGCCUAAGAGUGCACAGCCCGCCACAGGAUCACCGUAUCCCACGCCAUACCCUACUAACCCUCCAGGAUAUAUGCCAAUGCCUGGAGGUGGUCCAAGCCUGCCAUAUCCCCCAGCUCAGCCAACCGCUUCCGGAGCGUAUCCGCCUUAUCCAUCACAACCUGGCUAUCCACCCACAAGUACCCCAUAUCCAGUCUAUCCCCCAACUAGCUCAACAGGGUACCCACCUUCCCAGCCUGGUGGACCCCCUGCAACCUACCCCCCACCAUACACCCCUGGAAUACAAUACCCCUCAUAUCCAUCCACCACCUCUUCGAACCUACCUACUCAGCCCACAACUACUGAGACAAAUACAACAACUGCAAGUACUGGCACUAUAACAGAGGAGCACAUACGUGCAUCGCUAAUCUCGGCUGUAAGCGACCGGGUUCGUGCUAAACUUCGUGACAGCUAUGGAGGUGCUCAAGCCGAGGUCUCUGUAUUGAGGCAGCAGCAAGCUGACCUUAAUGAAGGCAAGACCAAGGUUGAGGGACUGAUAAGCAAAUUAGAACAGGAACAGGCUGAAUUAGACAAGAAUGUAAGAGUACUGAGGGAGAGGGAAGCAGAAAUCAAAUCUGUGCUGUCUCGGCUCUCAUCUGCUACAGAGCCUCUAGAUGUUGACGAGGCAGUUACCACCACCGCUCCUCUUUACAAACAGCUAUUAAAUGCAUAUGCUGAGGACCAAGCUACACAGGACGCUAUUUAUUACUUGGGCGAGGCAUUACGACGAGAUGUGAUUGAUUUGGACCUGUUCUUGAAGCAUGUCCGCUCUCUUUCUAGGAAGCAGUUUCAGUUGCGUGCAACAAUGAUCAAGUGUCGAGCCAAGGGCAAUAUGGCUGGCUAAGUUGUGGAAAUCAUAAAAUGCAAAUGAAGGGCUAAAAAUGGUUGAAUCUGUUAAGAGGCAGAGCUAGAUGUAUCAUCCUUUUAGUUUUGUAAAUUAAGUUUUGUUAAGUAUCAUAUAUGGUAUUAGAAUAUGGUUUUAGAGCAAGAUUUGCCUGGUUAUACAGUCAGCAUCGCUUGUUGCCAUUUUUAGAUGUGCAAUUUCUCCACCUACAACCACAUCUGUGGUUGUUUUACGGAACAUCACAAGGUUGUGUGUUACAAGUAGGCCUACACAUCACAGGGUCGUGUGUUGCAAGUAGGCCUUCACAUUCAGUUAUUGUUGUGUUAAUGUUCAUCCAUCACAUUUCAUUGGUUACAUAUUUUGGAUCAUUACUGUAUUUCCAUUGUAGAAUUUUAACAAAUGGUUCACACUAAAAAAUGAUUAAACUUCUAAAAAAAUCAUAAGAAAAUGUAAGCAGAUUCAAUUAGGGUUUUAUCUAAAAACCAAAUGGUAAUUCCUGUAAUAGGUGUGUUUAAUAUUGCCUCAGCCAUUAAUAAUUAUAUAAACUCAUGACGUUUAGUAAACAGAAUCUUUAUUUCUUAAUUUUGCACAGAAAUACAAUUCCACGAAGUGUAAAUAAAGGAAUUUUUAUAUGCCUUUAAGUUCAUAUUUUGUUUUGUGAAAUUAAGCAGCAAAACGUGUUUACCACGAGUUGUCACGCGUUGACACGUCCUGCUAGGGGUUGCUGGGGAUAGUGAUCAUUGUUGUUAAGAAUUUAACAUCUCAAAGUGGCUAAAGUUCUCAUCUUUUCCAGCAUUUUAUUUCAUGCUUUGACCAUUAAGAAAGGAUUUAGUAAGUGCAGUCUGUACUAGAGUACAGUAAUUUUAACUAAAUUAGUUUGGGUUUGACAUAGAUCAUGGGUAUGAACACAUGGGGGCACUGCUUGCUUGAUGAUGAUUGCACUGUAAUUAUACCUUCUUUCAUGUGCUUCAAUUGAAUUUUGUGUUUCUUAUACACUCAAAAUUUUCCUUAACCAUAGAAAAUAUAAAUUGCACUAAAUAUUUAUUAUUAAUUUUGUUACACAAAAGUUGUCACAAUUGUCUGUUUAUAUUAUAUCUAUCAUAUUUUUCCAGUUAUCACUGUUACUUGUUUUUAAUACCAUAUAUGACUGAUAGGCUUAGUAGUGUUACUGUUUUGCCUUUGCAAUCAAGGUUAGCUAUUUGGAGUGUUGAAAUGUCAAGUGGACGUGUGUUUUGAGAGAGCUUGAAUGUGAGAACUUUUCAAAAGAUCUGCCACUAUUAAUGUAUUAUAUAUUCUAAUAGUUCUCCUACAUUAUUGCUACACUGCAUUUACCAGAAGCUCACCUGUUGUAGAGAUAGGAGAAAAAUGCAGUUGUAGAUUUAGUAUGUCCUAAAACAGGGAAUGUAUAGUAAUCAGUACCUCAGGUUUCAGAGAAGGAAUAUCACUAUUCAAGAGUAUUCAAAGUUAUUUGGAGGACUUUCAGACCUAAUUGUAUGUGCUUUAGUUUAGUUUUGGGGGCAAAGUGUAGCAGUGGCACUUGGAGGAGUCUGCAUAUUUGUGGGGAUUGCUCUGACUCAGGUAGGGAAAGGAUGGGUUUACAUUAUGCAUGCCUUGUAGCAAGUAUCUGCCUCUGCAUUAACUGGGUGCUUCAUCAUCACAGUUGCAUCAUGUCACACGUGCAUGUUGUGUCGUGGAGUAAGUCAUGUCUGCACUGCCGAGUUGCAUUAUCAAGUUCACAGUCUGUGUUAUGCAUAUUAUUUGUGGUGUUUUGUUUUAUUAUAUAAGAUGUUUCAGUAUUAUAUCGUUUGGUUUUUUGAUUUAGGAAACGUUAUCUGCAAACUGAUUAAAAUGAAAUAUUGCGCACAUGAUAUAUUACAUGUGCUAUAUUUUAUUGUUUCUUCUUACUGAGUGCAAGAGUAAGACAGCAUAGGGAAAGUCUACAUGUCUAGACCACUGACCAUGUCCAAGUGGCCAAGACCAGAAGAUGUAACAGCAGAAUGAACUUUUGCCAAAGAAAUCUUCGCACUCAUGUUCCAUUGUGCUUGCUUUAAAUGCUGACUGAACGGUGAAUAAUUGGCUCCAGGAAUAAUGACCAAUGCACUUGCAAUGCAUUGUAUUUGCUUUAAUGGCUGAAUGAAGAGGGCAUAAUUGGCACUGGGAAUAUUGACCAAUGCAUUGUGUCCCAGGGAGCUGUUGCUCUGGUCCAGGAAAUAUUUUUUCUAAGUCACUUGAAUAUACUCAUGACAAAACUGUAAUACUGUAUAUGAAGUUGCACAUUUUUGCUUUAAUAUGUAUAAUUGAUUCAAGACUGUUUGUGUAGCAUUUCCAUUCAUGUUGAGCAUCCCUUUGUAUUUUGAAUUCUUUUGAUUUUGUAAGUACUUUCUCAUAAAUAAAGUUUAAGUGACUAA
Messenger RNA from Procambarus clarkii (red swamp crayfish), 4721 nucleotides. The record is from RefSeq and is a predicted model, not a curated record. NCBI's taxonomy places the organism in Eukaryota, Metazoa, Arthropoda, Malacostraca, Decapoda, Cambaridae.